Molecule: messenger RNA, 296 nt
Organism: Mycena citricolor
Lineage: Eukaryota; Fungi; Basidiomycota; Agaricomycetes; Agaricales; Mycenaceae
Source: the annotation of a GenBank genome assembly
CAGAAUUUGGGAAGGGGUCGACAAAGCCCAGCGAAAACAAGUCGAGUCAUGGGAUCCGUCGAAAACCAUAAUCAUCAUCAUGGCACUGGGCGGUCAGCAUCUAUUCAAUAGCAGACACAAUGAGACCGGGACGGACGUCAAGCUUUCCCUCUCCGGCAUCUCAGACAAAAUCCACUAUGUCGCCCCAGUCUCCGAAGGCAACGGAAAAGGGGCAAAAUACGCACCCCCUAUGGUCGCAUUCCUCAGAUGCGAAGACUCAGACACCCGCGACACCAUCCUCCAAGAGCCGUUCAUCG